CGUUUGUAGCAUUCAAGCUGAAGAGAGGUGCUUCUGCCUGGUGGGAGCAAACACAGAGCAACCGCAGGAGAGAGGGAAAACAACCUGUCCGAACAUGGCACAAGAUGAAGAAAUUAUUACUGGCUAGAUUUCUUCCACCAGAUGAUGAACAAAUCCCGCAUCACCGGUUCCAAAAUUGCUCGCAGCAGUGUCGGUCUGUUAGUGAGUAUAUUGAUGACUCUGACAGAUUGAAUGAAUGCAAUAAUAUCUUAAAGUCGGUAAGCCAACAAAUAGAGCGAUAUAUUGUAGAAUUGCGGGUAGUGGACCAAAAUCAGAUUAUGAUGCAUAUGGAAGAAAAAUUACCCAAAAUUUCUAAAGCGGAGGGGCAUUCUUUUCUUGCUGGUGGCAAAGCACAAUUGGUUGAGGCAGUGAUGACGAAAUCCAGCGAAAUGGUGGAGCUCGUUGUUGAGAGCAAAAGCCUGAAGGAGAGACACUCGUUCGUUCCCAAUCUGGUACAACCAAUAUCAACAAAAUCUCAAGAAUUGGCUAUGGAAGAAUUGCCGGGUGAUUUGAUACCAAUACGGGAUAGUCAAAAUCACAAAGAUUUGGUUCCUAACGCGAGUGUACUAGAUCUGCAACAUCACUUCAUUAGUCUAGUUGAGAAUGAAGAGUUGCAAAGGAAAAUUGAGGAGUUGGUUCUUAUGCCUCGUUUAGAUGUGAUGGUAGAUAUGGUGGUUGGUUCCAAAAGUUUUCCACAAAGUAAUUGGAGUAACUUUUAUCAGAUUUGUAUUCGACUCGAAGAUAUGUGGAAAACUUCUUUCAAAACGGAGGAGGGACAUGCCUAUGUUGUUGACCUUCUUGAUGGAAUGGCUAUUUCUCCUACCUUAGAUGUUACUGAUUUGUUUAAGAAUCAUCCUUUGGAUGAGCCACUUCAUUUGCGAGUAAACUAAUUCCCAUUUUGAAAUGAAAAUAAGUUGUUCUUGAGUAUGCACUCUCUUAAGCUUGAAUGCUACAAGUGAAACCUGUUUUUCUUCUGGUACGUCAAAAUACUCGAAGAACUGUUCAACUUGAUUCAGCUAGUCCAAGAAAUCCUCAGCAUAAAGAUUUCCAUUAAAACUGAGUAAUCAAGUUUCGUUUGAAAUUCAUGAUUAUCCGGACAUCUACGUUUGUUGCGCCUACAUCGAUCACGUAGGCCCAUCGCAACUCCUUUGACUCCGAAUUCUUUGUCAUUGGAAUAAUCCGCAUAGACUGGAGGCUUACGUGGAUUUACAGGACCAUAACCAAUGCUCGGUUGACCACGAGGAAAAUCUUUGGCACGAACCCAAACAGAAUUACGAACCUGGUUGCCACCACUCUCAAGACUAGCGAUUUGUCUAAAUCGUUGUUCUUGAGUAUGCAUGGCUGCCCAAGGGGCCUGUACUCUGUGAUCUUCAUCAACAAAGUUGUUCUACCGAAAUAAUCAUUUAACAUCAGACCAGGGUAAAUCAAGUCUCUGAUACUAACUGACAUAGCGGAAAGGAGAAAAUAAAUUCUCAAAUGAUAGGAGAGCCGCAACUCAAAAGAGUUAUAAAACGCUUGACUUCUUUUCAUUUCAAAAUGGGAAUUAGUUUCUUCUUCACAUCCACAAAACAUUCACUAAACACACUCCUUAAAGCACUCCACUCAUCACACUUGCAUACUUUAAAUAUUGUACUCCACUGACCACUCACCACACUUAUUACAUUUAUAUACUAUAUCUUUGCACACACACCUAACAUUCCACUCAUUCUACUCACGGUUUGUGGAAUCGUCUAACAUUCCGCUUAUAUUUGUAUUAUAUAAGACACAUAUUUUAGUUUCCACUUCUAUUCAUGCCCCACUGAAGUAUUCCAUGAAUUAUUGUCUUGCAUCAUUACUCCUGGAGCUUCUUCCUGAAGGGAGACACAAGACCUUAUUUGAACUCAGCGAGGAAGACGCAAAGCGGUCUUCCUCGUUGAGUUUCGUAAACAUGGCUUCUUCAUUGUUGGGAUUGUCAAAUGCGUGUUUUUUUCAUGGAAGAUAGGCUCCCAUAGGAGAUUGGACUUCAAAUGUGCUUUCAAGUGCGUUUGAAGGAUGAGUCUGUUGCGCAUGACAAUGUGCAAACAUGGAUGAGCUAAUAGAGUUCGAGGCCAGAGGGGCAGCAAGUGCGAGUGCGAUAACGGCAGCUUGAAAUCAUCAAAAUCUAAUUUCUUUGCCUUUUCCUUUUAGAGAAGGAGCUUCUUUAGAGUGUUUGUUGUGUAUAACUAUUUCGUUAUAUCUUAUUUAUAUGUAUCUUUUUUCUUUUUCUCAAUUUCAUUAUUACAAGUUACAUAUGCAAAUAAUCCACAAAAUGUGUUGAAUGUGAUGUCAACCGUGUGGAGCUGAACUUAGUUAUUGCACAAAUCCAAAGAAUAUAGUUUUAGAUUACUAUAAAUGAAAUAUAGGGUUGAAAGAGAAUUUCUGCUCUGGGAUGGAAGAUUCUAGAUGCCCAAUGGUAUUUGAAAGUGGUAAAUGUUGAACGUUUGAUUAAGGAGAGAAAUUUGGGAUUCAGAAGUUUGAGUGUGCAAAUCUUCAUAAUUGAGUUUGUGGGUGAACCUGUUCUCGAUUUGACAAUUCAUGCUCCAGUCACCACAUUGGCACCCAUACAAGAAAAUUUGUAUAACUCAGGACAGAACGUGCUGUCAAUGGACUACCCCAUUUGGCCAAAGCCAAAUUAUGUGUGGUUUUAGAGCAUAAUGUGUGGACACCCUUCCUUGCAUAAUGUGUGGUUUUAGAGCUUGAUGCCAAAUUGGUGCCUUGGUGAAUUUGGUUAUAUAUGAAGAAGUCAUUUUGAGAUCUAAGCAAGAAAGGAAUUCUAACAACAGCUUCUAGAUUGUUAUUGCACGUGGAAUCAAUCAAUCUGCUUCGUUUAAUCAUGAUAAUUGCACUAGUGAGUUGUGAUGGACUACAUGAUUCAGAAUCAUAUGAGUCAACUGCCACAAAGAAAGCAAAGCUUGGCUUGAUGGUCUUCAAGUCCAGGUGGAGAUUGUUAGACAAUCCGUCUGCAAUUGUGUUUGAUUUUAGAGUUGCUUAUGUGUGAAAGUAUUUAUUGGUUGUUUUACUUGGAUCAUUAAAAAUGUAUCUUUAUUCAACAAGAAACAUGGAUUAGGAUUAUUGAUAGAUUUCUACACUAUUGAUUGGGACUUAUGAUAGUGAUGUUGUAUCAUGAGAUAAACUACUCACGAGAGAGCUGGGUAUGUAAAAUCUCUUAUAUAUGUAAGGAUGUGACUGAGGGAAGAAAGAACAUUGAGGAGUAGGGAGGAAGGAAGUACAGCUUUUGGACUUGAGACAUCAGGGGCGAGCAGAGGUAGAUAUUGCUUCAAGGUUUGGAUUCCCUUUAGUGAAGAAACCUGGUCAUUUCAGGGUUUAACUAUCAGUGUUGGUUUGAUUGUGUGUUCUAUAUCUAUUGUAAUUACUAUACUCUAUGUUGUGAAUUAUUUCUUUUCAUCUGUAAACAUAGGUAGGAUUUCAUCAAACCACGUUGAAUAUUGUUCCUCUUGUUAUUUUUAUCAUUUGUGGUCAAAUAUUGACGUCAACAUGCUUCUUGGCAAGAUAAGUGGUACCAAAACUUGGUACCCAACAUCUGAAGUCCUGAUUAUAGAUGUCUAUUAGGCUAUUACAACCCCAAGAAUUCAAUUUGAUUCCUCCAAUGACAAAGAUAAAUAUUUUUCUUUAUGAAUGUAUGUUGCAAACUGAGAGCUUUUCUUCUUCUGCCUUUUUUUUUUUUUUUUUUUUUUUUGU
Molecule: messenger RNA, 3756 nt
Organism: Cornus florida
Lineage: Eukaryota; Viridiplantae; Streptophyta; Magnoliopsida; Cornales; Cornaceae
Exons: 1
Coding region: 105-929 (274 amino acids)
Source: RefSeq, a predicted model, not a curated record